GGCGGAGGCUGUGAGGGUGCGCGGGCCGGGCCGGGCCGGGAAAGCAGCCGCCAUGGAGCUGUGGCGACAGUGUACCCACUGGCUGAUCCAGUGCCGGGUGCUGCCGCCCAGCCACCGCGUGACCUGGGACGGGGCCCAGGUGUGCGAGCUGGCGCAAGCCCUGCGGGAUGGGGUCCUUCUCUGCCAGCUGCUUAACAACCUGCAGCCCCACGCCAUCAACUUACGCGAGGUCAACCUGCGUCCCCAGAUGUCCCAGUUCCUGUGCCUUAAGAACAUCCGCACCUUCUUGUCUACCUGCUGUGAGAAGUUUGGCCUCAAGAGGAGCGAGCUCUUUGAGGCCUUUGACCUCUUCGAUGUGCAGGAUUUCGGGAAGGUCAUCUACACCCUGUCCGCCCUGUCCUGGACCCAGAUUGCCCAGAACAAGGGGAUCAUGCCCUUCCCCACGGAGGAGGAGAGUGUCGGGGAUGAAGACAUCUACAGCGGCCUGUCCGACCAGAUUGACGACACCGUGGAGGAGGAUGAGGACCUGUAUGACUGCGUGGAGAACGAGGAGGCCGAGGGCGACGAGAUCUAUGAGGACCUCAUGCGCUCGGAGCCGGUGCCCAUGCCGCCCAAGAUGACAGAUUACGACAAGCGGUGCUGCUGCCUGCGAGAGAUCCAGCAGACGGAGGAGAAGUACACGGACACGCUAGGCUCCAUCCAACAGCACUUCAUGAAGCCCCUGCAGCGGUUCCUCAAACCUGAAGACAUAGAGAUCAUCUUCAUCAACAUCGAGGACCUGCUUCGUGUGCACACUCACUUCCUAAAGGAGAUGAAGGAAGCCCUGGCCACCACCAGUGCACCUACCCUCUACCAGGUCUUCAUCAAAUACAAGGAGAGGUUCCUCAUCUAUGGCCGCUACUGCAGCCAGGUGGAGUCGGCCAGCAAGCACCUGGACCGCGUGGCCAGCGCCCGGGAGGAUGUACAGAUGAAGCUGGAGGAAUGUUCUCAGCGAGCAAACAAUGGGAGGUUCACCUUGCGGGACCUGCUGAUGGUGCCAAUGCAGCGAGUGCUCAAGUACCACCUCCUUCUCCAGGAGCUGGUGAAACACACGCAGGAUGCAAUGGAGAAGGAGAAUCUGCGGCUCGCUCUGGAUGCAAUGAGGGACCUGGCGCAGUGCGUGAAUGAGGUCAAGCGGGACAAUGAGACGCUGCGGCAGAUCACCAACUUCCAGCUGUCUAUUGAGAACCUGGACCAGUCUCUGGCCCACUAUGGCCGGCCCAAGAUCGAUGGGGAACUCAAGAUCACCUCCGUGGAGCGCCGCUCCAAGACAGACAGGUACGCCUUCCUGCUCGACAAAGCCCUGCUCAUCUGCAAGCGCCGAGGGGACUCCUACGACCUCAAGGACUUUGUGAACCUGCACAGCUUCCAGGUUCGAGAUGACUCUUCGGGAGAGCGUGACAACAAGAAGUGGACUCACAUGUUUCUCCUGAUCGAGGACCAAGGUGCUCAGGGCUAUGAGCUGUUCUUCAAGACGCGAGAACUGAAGAAGAAGUGGAUGGAACAGUUCGAGAUGGCCAUCUCCAACAUCUACCCUGAGAAUGCCACAGCCAACGGGCACGACUUCCAGAUGUUCUCCUUCGAGGAGACCACGUCCUGCAAGGCUUGCCAGAUGCUGCUGAGAGGCACCUUCUACCAGGGCUACCGUUGUCAUCGGUGCCGGGCACCUGCACACAAAGAGUGUCUGGGGAGGGUACCUCCCUGUGGCCGCCAUGGGCAAGAUUUUGCUGGAACUAUGAAGAAGGAUAGGCUACAUCGCCGGGCUCAGGACAAAAAGAAGAAUGAGCUGGGGCUGCCCAAGAUGGAGGUUUGCCAGGAGUACUACGGGAUUCCUCCACCCCCGGGAGCCUUGGGACCUUUUCUACGGCUCAACCCCGGAGACAUCGUGGAACUCACCAAGGCCGAGGCUGAGCAGAACUGGUGGGAGGGCAGGAAUACAGCUACCAAUGAAGUUGGCUGGUUUCCCUGUAACAGGGUCAAGCCCUACGUGCAUAAGAGGAAUUUGGGGCUCAGAGCGGAAAAACCAGUUCCUGAGGUCACAGAGCAUCUAGGGGGCCAAGCCAGGAUUCCAACCACAGUGUGUCCAGGCUGUGCUCGCUCUGCCCACCCCGGCCGGGCAGUGGUCACCAGAGCGGAAACGGGGUACGCUGGCCCCAUGGAGCGCGCCGGAGCAGAAAGCAUCCUCACCAACCGCUCCGACGGGACCUUCUUGGUGCGGCAGCGGGUGAAGGACGCAGCAGAGUUUGCCAUCAGCAUUAAGUACAAUGUUGAGGUCAAGCACAUUAAAAUCAUGACGGCGGAAGGACUGUACCGGAUCACAGAAAAGAAGGCCUUCCGGGGGCUGGCGGAGCUGGUGGAGUUUUACCAGCAGAACUCCCUGAAGGAUUGCUUCAAGUCGCUGGACACCACCCUGCAGUUCCCUUUCAAGGAGCCCGAGAGGAGAGCCAUAAGCAAACCGACAGCGGGAAGCACCAAGUAUUUUGGCACAGCCAAAGUCCGCUACGACUUCUGCGCCAGGGACCGAUCCGAGCUGAACCUCAAGGAGGGUGACAUUGUCAAGAUCCUUAACAAGAAGGGGCAACAAGGCUGGUGGCGAGGGGAGAUCUAUGGCCGGAUUGGCUGGUUCCCCUCGAACUAUGUGGAGGAGGAUUAUUCUGAGUACUGCUAGCUCUGGCACACCGGCAGGAGGGCGAGAAGCUGCAGGCUGUGAGUCCAAGACGAGCAGGCUGCGUGGCCAGGGGCUGUGACAGGUCCCUUCCCAGCGGGCGGAGAAUCCGAGAUGGACUACGAGGGCCUGCGUCCAGUUGACGGGGCUUCUGGGGCGAUGCCCGGCCAUGGUUAAUUUAUAACACACUGAUUUCCCCUGGGGUCUCCUCCGGAAGGUGGGGCUCAAGGCAACCGCUUUGAAUAAAAUGAUGAAUGGA
Molecule: messenger RNA, 2963 nt
Organism: Myotis lucifugus (little brown bat)
Lineage: Eukaryota; Metazoa; Chordata; Mammalia; Chiroptera; Vespertilionidae
Gene: VAV1
Product: vav guanine nucleotide exchange factor 1
Exons: 27
Coding region: 53-2707 (884 amino acids)
Biological process (GO): intracellular signal transduction; cell migration; regulation of GTPase activity
Cellular component (GO): cytoplasm
Molecular function (GO): protein binding; guanyl-nucleotide exchange factor activity
Source: RefSeq, a predicted model, not a curated record